AUGGAGCGAAGUAGAUUUCCGCGGAGGAAUCGAGUUGAUUAUAAAGCACUAAAUGUUCUUUCUACAGUGGAUUUAGAAGUUCAUUUGAAAGGAAGGAGAAAAUUUAAAAGCGGAUCUAAAGUUUAUUUUGUGGAGAGACUUAUCAGCCGGCGAAGAUUGAAGAACGAGGUAUGUGUAUUGACCCUUUUAUGUUCCUGCAGCUAUAUUUUACUUCGGAUGAAAUUUAUACUACAAUCGAAGUAAGUUCAUAAACAGCUCUAAUCAAUCUCUGACAAUUUCAGGACUUUGAAUACCUAGUAAAAUGGAAGGACUGGCCAUUGUGGACAAGCACGUGGGAGCCUUCGGCUCAUUUGAAUGAGCAUCUUAUCAGGUAUAUUUAGUUUGUUUUCGAUGGUGAUUUUAAGCUUAAAUGUGAGCUUCAUUAUAGAAGAUGGUUUGAUCGUCUUAACCGUAACACGUUUUCGAUUCCAAUCUUAUGUUUUGUUUUCUGCAUUAAAAACUUUCUAGGGCAUACAGCAACCCCACUGUUACCGUGGAAAGACUACAGAGCGCAUCAGUUGCAUUUCUGGAAGGCAUUCUUUCAAUCCUAAAA
This is a messenger RNA of Pocillopora meandrina, 592 nucleotides long. The record is from the annotation of a GenBank genome assembly. Lineage: Eukaryota; Metazoa; Cnidaria; Anthozoa; Scleractinia; Pocilloporidae.